Molecule: messenger RNA, 1462 nt
Organism: Eutrema salsugineum
Lineage: Eukaryota; Viridiplantae; Streptophyta; Magnoliopsida; Brassicales; Brassicaceae
Exons: 1
Coding region: 175-1353 (392 amino acids)
Biological process (GO): defense response
Source: RefSeq, a predicted model, not a curated record
CUCACGCUCCCUCUUUCCUUUCCUUUUUAUUCUCCUUGUCAAUCUCUUGUCAACUGAUCGUAUAAUCAUUCACGAGAGACGAGUGGACAAAAGAAGGUUAAAAUUCCAUUUUAACUUUCUCUAAUCCCCGCUUCUUGCGAAAGAUUAAACGAAUCCAUUUAGAGUUUCUUAAUUAUGGGUCGGCUCAAAUUCGCAUGCCCUGUUCUAGAGAUCAACUUAAUCUCAGCGCAAGAUCUUGCCCCGAUCUCUCGAAACAUGAAAACGUAUUCCGUCGCGUGGAUCAACACCGAUCCCAUGAGAAAACUCACGACGCGCGUCGAUCAAUCCAAUAGAGCUAAUCCAAUCUGGAACGAGAAAUUCGUGUUUCGCGUCAACGACAAGAUCCUAGACGUAGACGCAUCGGCGAUUGUGAUUGAGGUUUACGCAGCGGCUUGGGCCAAAGACGCGCUUGUUGGUACAGUGAAUGUUCUCCUUAGCGAUCUCUUCGCUCCCUGGUCUGGUUUCGGCGACGGUGACGAUGGUGGUGGCGGGAAUAACAAUAUGAGGCUCGUGACGCUUCAGAUUCGUCGUCCUUCAGGGAGGCUUCAAGGAUUUUUACGGUUAGGCGUUGCGCUUCUUGACGGUGGUCAACGGAGUAUGCCGUUAUCGAUUGAGGUUUUCGACGGAAGCAGAAGAGGAGGGAGGAGCAAUAGUAAAAGAGAGCAAGAAGUCUCGAAGAUGAUGCAUCAUCGUCGUACGAAUAGCGAUCAGACGGAUUUAACGACGUCGUCGAAUGAUUACGGAGUUAAAACAGGGCUAGUUACCGGAGGAGGUGGAGGAGGAGGAGGAGGAGGUGGUGUUGUUGUUGGUGCGGAUAGUAUGGUGAAUGGUUCGCUGUGUAGCUCAGAUAUUGGACCGUCUGCGUCUGUGGUUGCGGCUGCGAUUGCGCAGGGAUUGUAUAAUCGGCAGAAAACGGCGGUUGCGGCGGCGAAAGAGGACGCGAGUUCGAUUCUUGAAGGGAAGACGGAAGGGGUUGAGCAUAGAGUGGAGAGGUGGAGAGCGGAGAAGAAAGGUACGGUUGCGAGUAAUGAAGCGGCUGGAUCGAGUGAUGAUUCUAGUGGGAAAGGAGGAGGUGGAGGAAGGAGGAGGAGGAGGAGGAGGAGAAAGGAGAAACAACAACGGCGGAGAAACGGAGGAGGAGAGAGGAAGAAAGGGUUGUUUUCGUGUUUUGGUAAUGUGUUUGGUUGUGAGAUUUCGAUUACUUGUGGUGGUGGAAGCGGCGGAGAAGGAGACAGCACGAAGAAGAGAUAUAAUAACAAUAAAGUAGUCAAUCUUAGUGCUGUAGACGAAACGUUUAGUCAUUCUGCGACUUGACAAAAAAGUGUUUGUGUAUAUUUUCUUCUUUUCUUUUGGUGGUGUAAACGUUUGAUGGAUUAAAUUGUGUAGAUUUCAAAGGUUUGGGGUGAAACGUAUAUUAAUAAAA